AUCAUUCGUAUGAUUAGUGAUCGUUUACUCUUUUGCAAAAUUUAUUCGAUACAUACCUAGUAGUCAAUUACUAUCUUUCUUUAUAAUUGUAGUUUAUAGAUGUGUUAGUGGAUAAGGUGCAUGAUUGUGCAAAACUUGUUUUAAAUUUAUUACAGUAGUUCAGUUUAAAUUAUUGUGUAGUGUAGUCAAGUGUAGUGCCCAUGUCGCAGUCCCUUGUAUUAAAAAAAACUAAAUAAUAUAAUAAUUUUAAUUAAUUUGCUAUUUCUGAUUGAAAAUAUACUCCUUUUGACUGCUGUAGGAUGGCGGAAGUCAAUGGACAUCAAAUAAAAGAAAAUUUACCUCCGGGUGUCCAAGUGGAAGAGGUCGAGAUACCAGUACCAUGGGGUCACGUAUCGGGACGAUGGUGGGGACCUAAGGAUCAACAGCCACUGAUCGCUAUCCACGGUUGGCAGGACAAUGCUGGCACUUGGGACAAUCUCGUCCCACUUUUGCCUGUUAACACAUCUGUCCUCUGUAUAGACUUACCUGGACAUGGUUUGUCAUCACACUAUCCAAAAGGAAUGCUGUACUACAUUUUCUGGGAUGGGAUUGUCUUAUUAAGAAGGAUUGUGAAACAUUUCAAGUGGAAGAAAGUGUCUUUGAUGGGACACUCCCUUGGCGGGGCCUUAAGUUUUAUGUACGCUGCAUCCUUUCCAAAUGAUGUUGACAGGAUUAUAUGUAUCGAUAUUGCUAGUCCAGCGGUGAGGGAGCCAGCGCAUAUGGUGAACACCACUGGUGGUGGAAUAGAUAAAACAUUGCAAUAUGAGAAUCUUACUGAUGAGGAUGCGCCCUGUUACGAAUACGACGAGAUGAUAGAUAUAGUUGUUGACGCUUACAAAGGAUCAGUAUCGAAGGAGAACUGCAAGAUCCUGAUGAAAAGAGGCAUGGCACCGUCUCCCCCGCAGAGCAAGAAGGAAGGAUAUUACUUCAAAAGAGAUCCCAGACUCAAAGUCUCGGGUCUCGCGAUGAUGUCCAUCGAAACGGCACUGGAAUAUGCCAACAAAUUAAAGUGUAAAGUGUUGAAUAUUAGAGCGCUACCCGGUCAGAAGUGGGAGAGGCUGGAUUAUUAUUUAAAUGUCAUAGAGAAAUUGAAAGAGGUGACAGAGGUGAAGUAUGUAGAAGUGGAAGGCACGCACCACGUACAAUUGGAGUCGCCCGAUAAAAUAGCAAGUAUUAUAGAAGAAUUUUUAGAAGAAUAUUAAUUUAUGCACAUAUUAGGUGAAUAGUUGUGAUAUGCAACGUAAUGGUAGUUUCAUGUUGUACUAGCUAGACACAAUGAAUAUGCAAGUGCUUAAGUAUUUAAUGUGUACAUUCAAAUUCAACUGUGGUACAAUGAUUCCUAAUUUACAAAUAAUGAUGAGUAUUGACAAAUGUAUUGUAAUUAGACGAGGCAUUUUGAAAUUGCAUUAACUUAAAGGUAAACAAGCUGUAACAUUCAUAUUGUUACACAUAUUUGUUGCUGCAACAAAUUAAAUUAUUAGAUAGUUAAUUUGUUUGCAUCUUUAGUGCAUACAAUUGUAUAAAGAUGGCAGGAAUAGAGUUUUCAAAUGUGCUUGUAAUUUUUUAAAUAAUGUAUUAAUAUUUUGACCACUGGCAUUUUAUGAAUGUAUUCUGUUAUUUUAUGUACUUAUAAGUUAUCUGUAUCUUGUAUGUAUCUAGGUAAUUCAAUUGAAAUCUAAAAUUUUAAUUUCGCAUUAAACGCUUUUUAGUCGCGCCCUACUAAAAAUGUUGUUUAACAGCUUUUUCAGUAGGCAUUGUCUGUACUCGGACUUAAGUAAUUGAGUUUUUAUAAUAUAAUUUAUUAGUAAAAAAUAAAUAAAUAAAAAAUACUUCAUUGGUAUUUGGUAAAUGAAUACACAUUAGUAUAAGUGACCUAGUUACACUGAUGCAGUGAUGAAAUGGCUGUUAGUAAGUGAACAAUAUUAAUUUAUUUUUAGGUAAUGGGUUUUUGUCGAGCAUAGCUCGUGUUAUUAGACAAAUAAGCUAUAAAAAUUGACACUCAUUAAAGAAUUGUUGACAUAAUAGUAGUAUUAAUUCAUCGUUUUUUGUUAUCGUUUUUUAUUUUUUAUAAUUUCAUUUAUAUAUUUUUGUACUUUUUAAUUAAUAACUUUGCACAUGGUGCUAUUAAAAGACAUGCAGGGAAUUAAUACUAGAAUGGAUUCGAAUUUUAUUAUAUAUAUUUUUUAUUUGUCUAUGACAAACUGAUGUUCUAAAGACGAUUAGUUAUAACAGAUCGUGAGCAAAAAUAAAUUAGGUGAUUUAAAGGAAAGCAUUGGUAGUGUAAAAAAUGCGUAAAUCUUAAACUAAAUAUUAUAAUAUUAAAUGUUUAUUUUAGUUUCUUUAUUUUUAAAAUAAAAAUAGUUUAUUUUACUACAUUAAAAAACUGAGCUUGUGACAAAUAUAUUUACUUACUUAUACCGUUACAUAUGUAUUUAAUAUGUAUGACUUAUGUGACACUAAAGUAAUUAUAUACGUAUGUUCAACUUAGUUUAUUUUUAGUUCUGUUAGAAAACAAAGGUAAAUGUUUAUAUUUGAUUUGUGUUUAGUUUCUUUUAAAUUAUACUUGCAGGUGACGGUUACUACUUUCCAUUAGGUGGGCCAUAAGCCUU
This is a messenger RNA of Galleria mellonella (greater wax moth), 2648 nucleotides long. RefSeq names its product probable serine hydrolase (gene kraken). NCBI's taxonomy places the organism in Eukaryota, Metazoa, Arthropoda, Insecta, Lepidoptera, Pyralidae. The record is from RefSeq and is a predicted model, not a curated record. Bases 300 to 1241 code for a protein of 313 amino acids. The transcript is spliced from 2 exons.